AUGUCACCCGAUGACACGCCACCUUCGAAGCCCGGCACAACAGCAACAACAGACCAAGAAACUCAAAGUUCCGGUGGCAGAAAAGGCUCCUCCACAAGGCCCCAAGAGCAAGGCCUGAAGUGUCCACGAUGCGACUCACCGAACACAAAAUUCUGCUACUACAAUAACUACAGCCUCACACAGCCAAGGCAUUUCUGCAAGACAUGUAGAAGAUACUGGACAAAAGGUGGUGCGUUGCGUAACGUCCCUAUUGGCGGUGGAUGCAGGAAGAACAAGAAAGUCAAAUCAUCAAGGCUUUCAUGUGACUCCAAAGACUCUGGUUCCUCCUCUUCAGACCUUGGUGGCCUCAAGUUCCUCCAUGCUCUUUCUCCUUCCAUGGACUUUCAACUUGGAGGGUUACCCUUCCCUAGGCUUCAUCACCCUCCAGCAACUUAUAAUCACUUCUCCUCUUUUGGGGACACUUCUAGCGCCUCUUCCUGUUUCAACCUUGACCCUUCUCCUGGCAACACCUCAAGUUCUUUCGCUGCUCUUAAUUACCCCUUCUCUUAUAAUGGUGCAAUCCAAGGUAUGAGCUCUAUGAAUGUUCACAGUUGUCACGCUUCUUCCAUUGAGUCUUUGAGUUCCAUAAACCAGGACUUGCACUGGAAGCUGCAGCAGCAGCGAUUGGCAAUGUUAUUUGGUGGAGAUAACAGCCAGAAAGAUCAUAGUGGUAGUGGUGGGGUGUCAUCAACGCUUAACCAGCUUGAGAACCAGACACAGAAACCACAACCCAUUUUGUUUCAGAAUCUUGAGGUUUCAAAGCCAGGGAUUUUCCCUGUUGGGAACUCUAGAAAAGAACAUGGUCCAAGUGGGGACACACACACCCCCUCCACUGAAUGGUUCUUUGGGAAUUCUUUUGCCUCGGUUACUCCUACUCCUACUGCUGCCACUAGUGGUGGCCCAGGGAAUGAUAAUGCAAGCAAUUGGAGUAGCGGUGUCCAUGCUUGGGGUGAUGUGCCGCAGCAAUAUAGUGCUUUGCCCUAG
This is a messenger RNA of Sphenostylis stenocarpa, 1023 nucleotides long. Lineage: Eukaryota; Viridiplantae; Streptophyta; Magnoliopsida; Fabales; Fabaceae. The record is from the annotation of a GenBank genome assembly.